ACAGUCAGUUUGUUACACAUUCCGGGGACACAACCACAAAAAUCAUUUCGUGUUUUUCACUUGAAAGUUUCGCAUGACACAACGCGUUAACGGACAUUUAUGGAAAUUUUAGCGGAUUUUUUUUUCGCAGGAAGUAUAAAAAAACAAAUAAUAAAAAUUAAUAAAAAAUAUAAAACUUAAAAAAAAAAAAAAUAAUCUAUGGUUAAAAGAAAAAUUUUUAAAUAUUUAAAAAUAAACAAAUUUUAAAUUUAACGGUUAUUUAAGAUAAAAAAUUAAACUAAACAUUUGUGCAAUUAAACAAAUUUUUUUAUAAAAAAAUAAAAUAUUUUAUAAAAAAGUGUAAAUAAAUAAUUUAUAAUAAAACAAGAGCUUUUCUUAUAAUAAUUAAAAAUAAGUUUUUAAACAAUAUAAUACCUUCUUCAAUGGACUACCUAUUCAAUAUUAAGUUGUCGUAAAUAAUUCCUAAAACUAAAAACCCUUCCCGGAUAAGAAUAGUUACAACAUCAUCAUAUGACUACUAAUUCAACAAACAACAAAAUCUGUAUUUAAAGAAAUUUACCACAAUUUCACUUUAAAUUCCUUUAUAAUGUCAACAUUUUGUGCAAUUUUACAUCAACAUCAACAGGAGCAAUUGCGUCAAAGUAUUUCGCCACAACUGGCCGGAUCAAUUGUUAAUAUGACGACCAGCAGUAGUUCAUCACAUCAGAAACAAUCAAGCUCUUCGCCAAUACUUAGCAGUAGUGGUAGUAGUAACAACAAUUACACUAACCUAACAAUGUCACCCAAUAAUUCAAGUGAUCCAACAACAAAUAUUUUACAACAUACACUACAUCUAAACAAUGGACACAUCAGUAGUAGUAGCAGCAACAACAACAACAAUAACACAUGUGGCAGUAACAACAACAGCAGCAACAAUCAUAAUAAUACCAGCAUUCAUCAUAACGACCAUAUUAAAAGACCUAUGAAUGCCUUUAUGGUUUGGUCCAGAGGACAACGACGCAAAAUGGCACAAGAUAAUCCAAAAAUGCACAAUUCUGAGAUAUCAAAACGUUUGGGUGCUGAAUGGAAACUUCUAACCGAAGGACAAAAGCGACCAUUCAUUGAUGAGGCCAAACGUUUGAGAGCCCUACACAUGAAAGAACAUCCCGACUAUAAAUAUCGACCGAGACGAAAACCUAAAACUCUUAAUAAAUCACCAGUGCCGGCGGGACACAGCAAUAACAACAACCACAAUGGUCAAAACCCCAAAGACUCUCAAAUAAAUGGCAACAACUCAACACAUCUAGGGCAUAAACAACAUCACUCGAAUCAACAUCAACAAACGCCAGCCAAUUUAACCUCACAAAAAUAUAAUUUUGGUUCUCCUCUGGAAUUGACUUUAAAUAUGCCACAGCGUGUUACCAAUGUAUUUCCCGCCGCUUUAUCACACUAUCCUUUAGAUCCCACCAUAGCACUGGAUCUACAGGCGCGACUACAGGCCAUGUAUGCUGGUAGUUUGUAUCACCCCUGGCGUUAUUUUGGCUGUACUCCUCUUAUCAGUCCCGAAACACCUCCUUCACCGCCCAGCAGCAAUAGUACGGGUAUUUCAUCUUAUGGUUGCAUAAAAUCUGCCAAAUCCUCACCAACUUUAGCGUUGCCCGCCCAGGCACCACCCAAUAUUAUUUGACCAACUCCUUUACGUUACGGAGCCGUUGAACCCGCCGUCUGAGAAAACUCCUUACAAAGGAUUAAGUUUUAAUUACAAUUUUUAAGAAGCUCCAGCUAAAUCCGUCGUCGUCAAGUUUUAAUUGCACAAACUAAAAAUUCCAAUAGCUAAAAAAUUAAGCUUCUUUCGGUACCACAAAAAUAGAUGAAUUUUUGCCCCAGGAGUAUACAAAAUUCUACGCGAUAUGUACUAUAUGGAACUUAAAUAAAUUUUGAAGGAAACUAAGUAUAUAAAUGCGCUUAAAUGCAUAGAUUGGUAUAUUUUUUUGUGAUAAUGUCCAGUAAAUAAAUU
Lucilia sericata (common green bottle fly) is the source of this 1996-nucleotide messenger RNA. It is a transcript of the gene Sox21a, whose product is annotated as transcription factor Sox-14. Gene Ontology annotation, biological process: anatomical structure morphogenesis; cell differentiation; positive regulation of transcription by RNA polymerase II. Bases 587 to 1666 code for a protein of 359 amino acids. The transcript is spliced from 3 exons. Gene Ontology annotation, molecular function: DNA-binding transcription factor activity, RNA polymerase II-specific; RNA polymerase II cis-regulatory region sequence-specific DNA binding. The record is from RefSeq and is a predicted model, not a curated record. Lineage: Eukaryota; Metazoa; Arthropoda; Insecta; Diptera; Calliphoridae.